Messenger RNA from Penicillium diatomitis, 2106 nucleotides. Its product is annotated as F-box/WD repeat-containing protein. The transcript has 2 exons. The record is from RefSeq and is a predicted model, not a curated record. The coding region runs from base 1 to 2106 and encodes 701 amino acids. NCBI's taxonomy places the organism in Eukaryota, Fungi, Ascomycota, Eurotiomycetes, Eurotiales, Aspergillaceae. Gene Ontology annotation, molecular function: protein binding.
AUGUCGCCUCGAGACCAUACCGUCGGCGUUACUGGACGCCAACGCCCCUCUGUCUCUCUUCGUCCACGCACAAAAUCUGUUGCACAGCCGGUUGUCUUGCCACACCAAUAUACAUUCGAUCAGUUGCGGAAAGCCUCCCUGGCGGAGGCAUCCGACGACGACUCGUCGGCUUUCGAAGAGAUGGAGUCCUUUCCCGACGUCGUCCCUCGGCGUCGAGCAGCGAAGAGCUUCUCCCAUCUCCGUCAUCCGAUGGAUGGACUCGUGGCGUUGGGCCGCCGGUUAUCCGUGACCCUGCGCCACAAGUCUUCAAAGCACAAUCUGAGUUCAUCGGGGGACGACUCUUCUGAGGCCGAAGACCAUUACUAUCGUGUCACUGCCCAGUCUACCCACAAGCGUAAUACCUUGUCGGGAAGUUGGGCCUCACGCUCUCGUGCAUGGUCGCAUGGCGUGAACUCUAGCAGCAUCAACCGUCGUCCAUCUCUUAACGACAUUUCUGCUUUACACGGGCUAUUCGUCCCGACUGCACCCAUCUCAGGCCCUAUUCCUGGACAUGGCACGGAGCCGCCAGUGCUUCCGAAUGACCGCUUCGCAGGUGCUGCGGCCCGAGCGGCUGCCGCCGCGCAAAACGAGCUGAUGGAAUUGGCACGCCGGGAAGUGGUACGGGUUGAGCACGACCUGCUCAAUAAGUCGGAGAGUCGAGUACCUCGGGACUCGGAGAGCGGCAUCGGGAUCGAUCUGCGUGAUCCAUCUGAAUUGCCAGCGACAGAUCUGAACAUUCAUCGCUUUGACCCUGUUUCCUAUUUGCCCGCCGAGAUAAUGACCCAGGUGCUCUCCUACCUUGAUCCUGCCUCGCUCAUGGAAGCAGAGUCGGUUUCAAGCGCAUGGCAUCGCCAGGCGUGUUCUCCGCAUGUCUGGAGGCACGUGUUCCGUCGCUGCUACCCGCGUCGUCCUCUGAGCAGUACCGCCUCCAAGAAGAAGCAAUCUUAUGGUGUAGGCAAAGCUACUCCCAAUCAAGACUGGAAGCGGAUGUACAUGGUUCGUCGGGCGCUUGAGCAGCGUUGGAAGGAUGGAAAGGCAGCUGCCAUCUACCUGCACGGUCACCAAGACAGUGUCUACUGCGCUCAGUUCGACGAGGACAAGAUUAUUACCGGGUCUCGUGACCGCACCAUCCGCGUCUGGGAUGCUCAUUAUCCCUGGUCUUGUCGGAAGAUCAUUGGCCCAGCCCCUAACGACGUUACACCUGCAGGUCCCGUCAACAACCCAGCACAGCAAGCGACCGGCAAAUCCCCGUUUGCAACUAUUUGCCCGCCCUCCGUCCCGGUGGGGGACAUUGCGAGUUCCAUUGACGAGGCGGUUGACUGCCACAGCGCCUCUAUCUUGUGUUUGAAGUUCGACGAGGAGAUCAUGGUGACUGGCUCUUCGGAUUAUAGCUGUAUUGUCUGGGACAUCAAGAACAAUUACCGUCCUAUUCGCCGACUGCAGGGCCACCGUGCAGGUGUCCUGGAUGUUUGUUUCGACGACCGAUAUAUUGUGUCCUGCUCCAAGGACAUGACUGUGUGUGUCUGGGAUCGCCACACAGGCGCCCUCCUGAAGCAGUUGAUUGGGCACCGAGGUCCGGUAAAUGCCGUGCAGCUUCGAGGUGACUUUGUUGUCUCUGUCAGCGGUGACGGCCUGGCCAAGCUUUGGAAUGUCGUCGACGGACAUUGUGUGAAGGAGUUCCUCAGCAAGGACCGAGGUCUCGCCUGUGUCGAGUUCAGUGAUGACGGCCGGACCAUCCUGACCGGCGGCAACGACCGGACGAUUUAUCAGUUUGAUGCCAACACUGGUGAGUUAGUCAAGGAGUUGCGAGGUCAUAGUGAUUUGAUCCGCUCUCUCCACCUUGACAGCAUGAACAAGCGCAUAGUAAGCGGCAGCUACGACAUGAGCGUGAAGGUGUUUGAUGCGGAAUCUGGCGAGCUUUCUAUCGACAUGCCUGGAUGGACCACCAGUUGGAUGUUGAACGUCCAAUCAGAUUACCGGCGUAUCGUGGCGACCAGCCAGGAUGCGCGAGCCGUCAUUAUGGACUUCGGCUAUGGAUUGGACGACAUUGAGCUUUUGGAGGAAUAA